AUGUCAUACUCCUAUACGGUAACGGAGCGAAAGCGCAAGACGACCUCCUCGGGCGGAUACGGGUAUUCGGGCUCCAGAUCGACGUUCGGUUACUGGGUGCCGCUCGCCCUGACGGUCACGGCCGCGACAAUCGGUCUCGCCGCAUGGGUAUGGGGCGAGAGAAAAGAUGACGAGUACGAUUCCAGCGAAGAUGAACACUAUCAGGGAGGUGCAGCUCAGUCAGGGUAUACCAUGAGUGGAGGUAUCUCUGGACCUCCGCCGCCAGGCGGCUUUCAAGGCCCUCCGGGACCACCUCUGGAACCUAUGAUGCCUGGUCCGCUGCAGCCCGGAGGGUUUGGACCGCCAGGAACGUUCCAAGGACCUCCUCCCCCGCCCGGCGGGUUUCAAGGCGGUCCUCCGCCUCCGGGCUGGCGAGGGACGGAAGAGGAGUGGCGCUCUACAGCUCGCUCGACGGCUCUGGAACAGGAGCAAGAGACAGGUCUAGUGGCCCGCAUGUCUAGCGCAUUGGGGUUCGGUCGUUCAACCACACCUUCCGGCGAGCGCUCUCUUGGCCAGAAUCCAGCUCAAUCGUACGACUGGACGAAUAGGCCUUUCGCAUCCGCAACCGCUGCAGCAGGGGCAAUGGUCGGUGCUGCGAUCAGCACACUGAGUGGCGGAGGCGGAGAAGGCUACGAAGACCACGAACGGUGGAGCGAGGAGGCAGAACAACGCGACAACGACCGCCAGGUCAAGCAGGGCAUCAAGAGGCGCGGCACGGCUGAGGAAUUCUUCUCCGGAAGCGUCGAACUGCCGCGCUCUGCCUCGAUUGCAAGUCCCAAACGGAAGACUGUGGCUGUUGUCGUUUCAGCUGUGGGCGACGCCGACGGUGAUGUCGGCGACCAUGCCUCGAUCCUCUCCCACCUCCCCGAAUACAUUGACCCCGAAACCACCCGCGUAUUCGUUCUCAUCUACGCUCCCGACCUAAAAACCCACCCCCUAAGCAGCUCGCACACGCCGGCACGCCGCCCGUCGCAGAGCAUGGCCUCCUCGUUCUCCAACAUCAGCCAAACCGACGCACACACGCCAGCCGUCACUCCAGGCGAUUUCCCCAGCAGCGACGGCAUCCUAACGCACGUCGACCCGAAGCCCAUCGACGAGUCGUCGAGCCUGUUUAAAACACUCUACAGCCAAGCGAUUGGUAUCGUUGAUCGCGACACCAUGGUCCUGCCCUACACGUCGCCCAACGGACAUAAACACAUUCUCCGCUCCCUCGCGCCCGAGGUCGUGUAUAUCCAGGAGUCAUUAUGCGGGCGGGACGGCGAGAUCGUGUCCGACCUCUCCGGCUGGGUGAGGCAGACUGUCAUUGUGAUUGGCGAUGAAGGCGGACACGGCGGCUUAAUCGACACGGAUGACGAGGGCAGCGCGGUGGGCGGAUAUAAAAGAGGCGAGAAGUGGUGGCAGAAGGAAGAACGCACGGGCGUAGGGAGACGGGUCGCCGUGGUGGAAAGUCUGAAGAUAAGGAAGAAACGCGGCCCGAACUUGGUUGAGGUUGAGCGCGGUUUCUCGAAACGCCCAAUCCUGGAGUUUCAACCUGUCAUCCGUGAGAAGGUCGAGUUGAUUAGCAGGAAGGUCCGCAAGGAUAAGGGCAGGGAUGCUGCGAUCGUCCUAAGCGGUGCUUUCCCGGCAUUUACAGGCGAUAUCAUCACGGAAUACUCAUUUGGAAUCUGCUACAAUCACCUCAACUCUGCAGACUUCUCGGAAUCAUUCCACGCAGCGUUCAUGGCUGUCGGCCGGUUCGGCCACAUCGCGGUCCAGUUGCCGUGGUUCCAUCCGGUGAGUUACUUUCAUCGGAUCACAAUCCUUUACGGCAAGGACCGAGAUCACGAUCUCAGGGUCAUGAUUCAACUACUUAUCAAGGAAGAGGCUCUGAAGGAGAAGUUAACACACCGCACGAUAUUUCAUGACCUCCUGCUCAGUUCCCUUGCACCUGAAGAUAACAGCAACCGCCGCACGGCCUACGAGCCUCAGGCCGUUAUAGGAGGAGGCAUCGAAACGACAGCGUGGCACUAA
This is a messenger RNA of Cladophialophora carrionii CBS 160.54, 2049 nucleotides long. RefSeq lists its product as uncharacterized. The record is from RefSeq and is a predicted model, not a curated record. Gene Ontology annotation, molecular function: monooxygenase activity; oxidoreductase activity, acting on paired donors, with incorporation or reduction of molecular oxygen; heme binding. The transcript has 4 exons. Lineage: Eukaryota; Fungi; Ascomycota; Eurotiomycetes; Chaetothyriales; Herpotrichiellaceae. The coding region runs from base 1 to 2049 and encodes 682 amino acids.